AUGGACAUCCCAGCCGAAGUAUGGUUUAAGGUGCUGCUUUUGGUUGCAAAGCACUCCACUAAAGAUCUGUACAGCAUAGCGGAGACAUGCAAGUUAUUUAAAGAAAUGCUGAAUGAUCCUAAGGUUUGGCAAACCGUGUCUGUAGAGAAGUACCAGUGGCAUCUUGAAUGGUACGGAGAAGCUGUAACUCAAUUCUUCAUAUUCAAAGAUGAUGAGGUUGUCAACAACUUCCGAGUGGCAGCUAAGGCAGGGCAUAUGGAAUCCUCCUACAUUGUUGGCUUGCUAGGGCUGGUGAACCCUACGGAGGGCGAAGAGGAUGCGAUGGAAUGGUUGUACCAUCUAACCAAAACGAAGAAAAUUGACAUGCAAGCAUGCAGGGAAUCAUUUUUAAUCGACUGA
Molecule: messenger RNA, 399 nt
Organism: Prunus armeniaca (apricot)
Lineage: Eukaryota; Viridiplantae; Streptophyta; Magnoliopsida; Rosales; Rosaceae
Source: the annotation of a GenBank genome assembly